CCCGAAGACCACUUCCAGAGUUCCUCUUUUGACUCCCCAUGAAAUAUCCCUUCCCACUGCUUAACAUUCUCCUGCUUUUCGCUCUCUGCAUUUCUGCCCCCAAGAAAACCAAGAAAAAAACCAAAAUAUAAAUUCUCUUCCAUUUUCCCAAACAAAUCCCCACUGGGAUUUUGUCCCAAAUUGUUCACUCGUUUUCUCUCUCUAGUUUUUUGUUUUCCCAAAACCCAAAUAGAAAAGAACUAGAAGAUGGAUCUUUCUAAAUUCCCUACUAUUGUGGAAAAGGCUGUCCGCAUUCGGAAAAAAAAUUGUAUGGGGCUGGAGUGUAGCCUGGAUGUGUACGCGCUGGUGGAUGAUCUUGAUGAUGCUAUUGAUGAUGCUAUUCAGAAGGCUCCACCAGAGAGGCGCAAGCCUGAUGAGGUCAUGAAUUGGCUGCGCAGCGUGGGGGAUAGGAAGCACGAUAUUCAUCGGGGCUUAAUAAAAGGAUUUGUAAAAAAUGGCAAGAAGUGUUGCCUCGUGUGGUGUCCUAAUCCCAAAUCUCAACUCAGCAUGGAAGCACAUAAUGUCCAAGAAGUUACUGAACUGCUGAAAAAGAUUAGGAGAAUACAUGAAGAGGCUCUCUUAAAGACUGAACAGAAAGUGGCUGCAGCAGCUGUUAAAGAUUUCAUUAACUUUGACUCUAGAAGGGAUGUUUGGGAGGAGAUCAUGAUGGCACUGCAAAGUCCAAGAAUCAGCAGCAUUGGAGUGUAUGGGGAGGCUGGUGUAGGGAAAACGAUGCUGGUUGAAGAAAUCAAAAGAAAAGCCAAGCAGAUGAAGUUGUUCGACGCUGUUGUCAUGGCUAAAGUGACAAAUAAUCCAGACACGAGAAGAAUUCAAGAUGACGUUGCUCAUGACUUGGGUCUAGAGCUUCCUGAUAAAGUUACAGCUGCAGACCAAAUAAAGUCAAGGCUAAACAACAGGAAGGUUCUUGUCAUUUUAGAUGACAUUUGGGCAAGAAUAGAUUUGGAGGAAGUUGGAAUUCCAUUUGGAAACAAGCACAAGCAGAAGCUCAAACAGCCUACAGAGAAAAAGAACGAGGAGAUCUCACCAGUAGAAGAACAAACACGGUGCCUUCUUUUGAUGACAUCUGGAGAUUCUGGUGUUUUAUCAGGUGACAUGCAUGCUCAUAAAAUUAUUAAAGUUGGCCGAUUGAAAGAGGAAGAAGCAAGGGAACUUUUUGCGAUGACAGCAAGUGAGCAAGCUAAACGACGUAUUGCAGAGAUAAAUGAGAUUGUUAAAGAAUGCAAUCAAUUGCCCCUCACUAUUUCAACAAUAGCAAGUACCUCGGAAGAUAAGAGUCUAAUACAGUGGAGGACUACUAUGAAAAAGCUUCGUCUUCCAAAGCGGGUCAGGUCUGAGGUACCAAGCCUUUAUUCCGUUAUCGAGAUGAGAUAUAGUGAGUUAGAAAGCGAGGAACUCAAAAAAACUUUGUUGCUUUGUAGUCUAAUGGGUCAUAAUGACGGCAUUCAAGAUUUGUUAAAAUAUGGCAUAGGCUUGGGAUUAUUCCCCAAAGCCACCUCUAUUGAGGAAGCACGAGAUGAAGCAUUGAGAUUGGUGAAAGAACUGAGGAGAAGCCCUUCUUUGUUGCAAAAAGGUGGGGACACCAUGCAUUUUGAUAUGCAUGAUUUAAUUCAGAAAGUUGCCAUAUCAAUUGCUUCUCGGGAGCAUGGUCUGCUAGAUUUGACAGAGGAUGCAACUGAAGACAUGUUUGACAAGAAGGCAAUGAAAGAGUGCAAGUGGAUUUAUUUAUCAAAUGGUGAUGCUAAACGUUCUGGUCACCUUCCAUAUAUGUUGAAAUGUCCACAGUUCACUUUCUUUCACUUAGCUAGCAAAUAUUCUGAUUUGAAAAUUCCAGAAAACUUUUUUUGGGGAGCAGAUGGACUCAGAGUUUGGUUAGGUACAAUCCUAGUCUCUGUUAUGGAAAACUUGAAGAAUUUGCAAGUCCUCAGUCUUGUGGGAUGUGACAUUGAAGAGCUGCCUCGGGAAACAGUGCAACUGGCUAAGCUGAAGUUGUUGAAUUUGAGUGACUGUACUAAACUUAAAGACAUUCCACCAGGUAUCUUAAAAAGUUUGUCACAAUUAGAAGAACUGUAUUUGGGAAACAGCUUUGACCAAUGGGAGGACAUCGAGAAGCAUGAUAAAAGAAGAAAUGCCAGCCUUGAUGAGUUGACACAGUUGAUAGAGGAGAUUUGUGGAAUCAUUGGGGCAGUUCUUUUGAAUACUCAAACAUUGAAGCUAAAGCAUGAUGGAAGCAUUAGAUCUGAUAAAGUUAAAAGUUUGCCAAACAAGGUAGAGGAACUGCAUCUAGAGAGGUUGAAUGGUGUCAAGGAUGUAUUUAAUGAGUUAGAUCAGAAUGGUUUUCAAGAACUAAAGUAUCUCCAUGUCAAGAAUAUUGAUCUAGAGAUUGAACAUUUGUUCUUCAAGCCAGAGAAGGAGAUUCACAGUGAAGUUCUUCCCAAAUUGGAAGUAUUAUUUCUUCACAGUUUGAAGGGAUUGCAAAAGAUAUUUCAUGGCCAGUUUGGAAAACCAUCCUUGGAAAGGUUAAGAAUCAUUACAGUGACAUGUUGUAGUCGGUUGAAAAAUUUGUUCCCGUUCUCUGUAGCCAAACAGCUUCACUAUCUCCAAGAAAUUAGAGUGACAGACUGCAGCGACAUUGUUGAAAUUGUUGAUGAGGAGGAGGAAGAAGAUGCUAAUGUUAUUACUGAUGAUGUAAUUGAGUUGGCCGCCCAAAUUAAGUGCUUGAGGUUACAACGUCUAACGGAGUUUAUUAGUUUCAGCCAUGAAAAGAUUAUUAGAUCCCGAAGGACGUUACUUUUCAACAAAAAGCUUGUGGGACAACGGAGAAUAUGGAGUCUGACAAAACUGAUAAUUGAGGGCUGCGAUCAGUUAGAAAAUCUAUUCUUUGAAUCUAUUGGUGAUUGUCUGGAGAAGCUUGAGCACCUUGAAAUAAGGGAAUGCAAGAAGAUGAGAGAAAUUAUUGUCCGAGAAGCAAGAGAGGGAGUGUCUAUGUUCACAUCUCGAUCAUUGAAGCAAUUGGCUAUAGAGAACUGUCCGGAGCUGAAGGGGUUCGUGGAAGACAACCGGGCUGACAAACCCAUCGCUAGCACUGGUCUCUUCCAUGAUAAUGUAUACUUUCCUACUUUAGAAACGAUGUCAAUCUCCAACUUGAAAAACUUGAAUAUCAUUUGGUGCGAAUUCAACUCAAUUGACUUUUUUUCAUUAAACUUCCUACACAUAAAAGAUCUUCCGAACCUCAUCAGACUCUGCCAAAACCGUGAAGAUAGAAAGUACAAAGGUAGCGAGUUGCGAUCCUUGGAGCAGUUGAUUAUAGAGAACUGCCUGCAGCUGAAUGGCCCCCUCUUUGAUGAGGAGUUUGUGUGUCCUAAUUUGAAAAUAAUGACUGUCUCCUACUUGAAAAACUUGAAGAUCAUAUGGAAAACCUUUUGCAACUUAAGAUCAUUGAGAGUUACGUAUUGUCAGAAUCUAUCAACCAUUUUUCCAUGUAACAGUGGCAUGCUCAAAAAACUCUUGGGAUCACUGGAGGAGUUAGAAAUAAUUGGUUGUAGUUCAGUAAAAAAGGUGUUUGAACUUGGACGGUCAGAAGAACAUAAGCUGAUAUGCCAUCGCAUGCUCAAAAAACUCUUGGGAUCACUGCUGAUAUUCCAACAGCUAAAGGUCGUUACUAUAGCUGACUGCCCAGAUAUGGUUACAUUUGCUUCUACCAUCUCAAGAGACCAAGAGCAAGGGACAUCUGAACCCUUUUUCAGCACUAAGUUUCAAGUUAAAUGUUAUUAAUUGAAUGCUAUAUGCUCGGGAAAUCUCUGGAAAAUUAUUUAAA
Molecule: messenger RNA, 3874 nt
Organism: Rubroshorea leprosula
Lineage: Eukaryota; Viridiplantae; Streptophyta; Magnoliopsida; Malvales; Dipterocarpaceae
Source: the annotation of a GenBank genome assembly